Neltuma alba is the source of this 921-nucleotide messenger RNA. RefSeq names its product glycolipid transfer protein 3-like. The transcript is spliced from 7 exons. Gene Ontology annotation, cellular component: cytoplasm; membrane; cytosol. Bases 109 to 759 code for a protein of 216 amino acids. Gene Ontology annotation, biological process: ceramide transport; intermembrane lipid transfer. Gene Ontology annotation, molecular function: ceramide 1-phosphate binding; ceramide 1-phosphate transfer activity. NCBI's taxonomy places the organism in Eukaryota, Viridiplantae, Streptophyta, Magnoliopsida, Fabales, Fabaceae. The record is from RefSeq and is a predicted model, not a curated record.
AGCUCGUUUUUAAAAUUGUAGGAGCAGGCUCUCCCUCCCUCCCUAUGUAUCUACGUGUGUGUGUGUGUAUCUAUAUCAGGCAGAGGAAGGGAAUGGUUACAAAUAAAGAUGGAGCAGAAGUCGGAGAUAAGGUGUGCCAUUGAGGAGUUGUCGAUGGUUAUUAUAGCCAAACCUGGAGAUAAUAAUGCUGAUUCAGCCUUCAUCUCCGCCGAGUCUUUUCUAUCUCUGUGCUACUUGGUCCUACAAGUUCUGGAUAAGAUAGGGCCAACCAUGGCUGUUCUCACACGAGACAUUUCUCAAAACGUCAAGGCUGUUAGAUUGGUGCAUAAAUCAAAUCCCUCCGUGAACUCAAACUUGGUUGAGAUAUUGAAAGUAGAGGCAAGCCUAGGCAAAGCAAAGAAGAAGGGGCCCAGCUGCAGUAAUGCCUUUGUUUGGCUCACUAGAUCCCUGGAUUUCGCGUUGGCGUUAUUGCAAAGCGUAGCUGGAGAUGGGGGGAGGAAUAUGGAGGAAAUAGUGACAGAGUGUUAUAAUAACACUUUGAAACCCUGGCAUGGAUGGAUUUCAUCUGCUGCUUUCAGAGUGGCUCUAAAGCUAGUGCCAGAUAGCAGAACUUUUGUAGAUCUGCUCAAGUCAAAGGAUGAAGACUAUGAUACAGUAAAGGAGGAAAUGCAGGAAUUGGUUUCUCUACUUGGGCCUUUUCUCCACGAUGUCCACUGCAUUUUAGAAGUUUAUAAAUUGGCUAAGAUUAAGUCAACCUGAAGUUGAGAUUGAAGAAUCCGACCCACAUUUUCAUUCACGUUAUGUGUAUUAUAUCUCCUCUAGCUUGUGACCUGGAUGAGCUAUAUUAUGCAUCUGUAAACUUAGCUUGAUCUAUUCAAAAUAAAAGAAGAUAAUUUCGUAUAAUGAAUGUGUUGCAGUAUG